AUGGCCGAAGCUGCAGCACACAACUUUCCCCCCGUCUCUAGCGAGGUCGUCAACUUGGCGAUUGCGGAGCUAGUUCUCUAUGGCCUCAUGUUCCCUUCCGCAGUAUGGAUCACCUGGAAGCACGGAAAGAAGGGCAUGGUAUGCUGGCCUAUCUUUGUCUCUCACUUCGGAAUGAGAUUCAUUGCCGAUAUCUACCAAGUCAUCAAACGAGACGAGCCAUUGCUUCCAAACCAGUUCAACAUUAUGACUAGCGCCGGUAGUUUGGCUUGCUUGUCACUGACCUUGAUUGGCAUUGUUUACGAGGCCAACAUCAUCCUGCCCGGAUCACCGAAGCGAUGGACCGAAAAGAUUAUCUUGGGCGUCACCCAUCUCAUGAACACUGCGGGUAUCGGCAUGGCAACCUACGGAGGAUCCCCCAGUCACGAAGGCGGCCUUAUCAACAAUAGCUUGAACCAAAUCGGUAACUGCUUGGAGCUCUUCGUCAUGUUCGCCGUCUGCGCCUGGCUGUGGCCCACCUACAAGAAAAUCCGAUCUUCGUCCAGCCCCAACUGCCGCCCCGCGAUGCUCAUGAUCCGCGCUGCUGUCGUCGGCUUGCCGUUCCAGCUGAUCCACCUGGCUUACACCACGACCUACGCCUUCAACCAGAUCUCCAGCCUCGACCCCAUCAUGGGAUCUUUCGCGACGAAGCUUGUUCUGAUUUUCGGCACAUACCUUGGUGUCACAAUCGCCAUGCUCGCAGGAGGCUGGCUCAGCAUGAGCGCCGACAUGCCCAAGGCCGUGCAGGUAGAACUCACCCCUACCGAUGUCGAAGGCAACAACAAUCUUGUGCGUGACGACAUUCCUUUGACCCGGGACUGGAGCAGGGACGACAUUGCCAGAGCGAAGCAGGGCUUCGUCUAA
Colletotrichum paranaense is the source of this 900-nucleotide messenger RNA. RefSeq lists its product as uncharacterized. Lineage: Eukaryota; Fungi; Ascomycota; Sordariomycetes; Glomerellales; Glomerellaceae. Bases 1 to 900 code for a protein of 299 amino acids. The transcript is spliced from 2 exons. The record is from RefSeq and is a predicted model, not a curated record.